Molecule: messenger RNA, 501 nt
Organism: Soboliphyme baturini
Lineage: Eukaryota; Metazoa; Nematoda; Enoplea; Dioctophymatida; Soboliphymatidae
Source: the annotation of a GenBank genome assembly
AUGUCUGGAGGACACGGAAUGUCCAGUUUCAAACGGGUUCAGCAAUGGCUGACCUUUGCCCGGCAGUGGCAUAUCAUUAAUGCUGCUUGGCAGGACCCUGACAAGCUUGCUGCGAAAAUCAUCGUUUAUUUGCGAGGGAUGAACAAACCGAUUUUUCAUGUGCCACCAACAGAACAGUUGUCUGAUCUGGUUUUUGGAACAAUUCAUAAAGCGGAUCCUUGCCGGAUAAUGUUCAUGGCAGUAUCCUAUGCGCUUAGAGGUCCUCAUAGUUUUGGUAUGCGGCGACUGUUCCUUGAACGUUUGCACGUAUUUCCUGACAAGGAAAUCCCCAAAAAGCUACUAAUGAAUGUCAGUUCCCAGCUUCGACAAGUGAUGCCUAUUCCAAAGACAUAUGACGAUUACACAGAAGAAGAAAAAGCUAAGUUUCCGAUAAUCUAUUCAGGCUACACUUAUGCUCAAGCUAUGUCAGCCUUAGAUGACGAAAAAAUCGUUCCUGGCUGA